This is a messenger RNA of Necator americanus (New World hookworm), 888 nucleotides long. RefSeq lists its product as uncharacterized. The transcript has a single exon. The coding region runs from base 1 to 888 and encodes 295 amino acids. NCBI's taxonomy places the organism in Eukaryota, Metazoa, Nematoda, Chromadorea, Rhabditida, Ancylostomatidae. The record is from RefSeq and is a predicted model, not a curated record.
AUGCGAAAGUUGGAAUGGGACGACAUGGGAGUGAAGGUUGAUGGUCGGCAGCUACACCAUUUGCGCUUUGCUGAUGACAUCGUACUGGUAACACCUAGCAUCAGCCAAGCGGAACGAAUGCUGACCGAAUUCGACGAAACAUGUGGAUGCAUCGGUCUUCAGCUGAAUCUACAAAAGACGAUGUUCAUGCGGAACGGAUGGGUCUCGGAUGCCCCAUUCACGCUCAACGGAACGAACAUAUCCGAAUGCACCAGCUACGUUUAUCUGGGUCGGGAACUGAACAUGAUGAACGACCUGACCCCCGAGCUGGGCAGGAGGAGACGAGCGGCUUGGGGAGCGUACAAGAGCAUCGAGGAUGUAGUGAAGAAGACCAGGAACACCCGGCUCCGUGCUCACCUCUUCAACACCACCGUACUUCCUGCUUUGACCUAUGCUUCGGAAACCUGGGCAUUUCGCAAGCAGGAAGAAAACGCGGUGAGCGUCAUUGAACGCGCAAUUGAGAGAGUGAUGCUAGGAGUAUCCCGUUUCACGCAAGUGAGGGACGGGAUUCGAAGUUCUCUCCUACGUCAGCGAUCGAAGAUUAGAGACGCCGCCGCGUUUGCCAAGGAAAGUAAAAUAAGGUGGGCCGGACACGUGAUGCGCUUUAAUGACAACCGUUGGACCAGAGCCGUGAGCGACUGGGUUCCCCGCGAUAUUAAGCGCACUACAGGAAGACCGCCGACCCGAUGGUCAGAUUUCUUCACGAAGUCCUUGAAAGAAAAAUAUGAUGCUCUUCGUGUCCCACGCGAAAGGAGGAACCACUGGGCUACUCUGGCACGCGAUCGGGACAAAUGGAAGAAUUACUGGCGCCCGCUCGACCAGUUCGAAGAUCAACGGGAGUCAAGGUGA